This is a messenger RNA of Hirsutella rhossiliensis, 1548 nucleotides long. RefSeq names its product reverse transcriptase (RNA-dependent DNA polymerase) domain-containing protein. The record is from RefSeq and is a predicted model, not a curated record. NCBI's taxonomy places the organism in Eukaryota, Fungi, Ascomycota, Sordariomycetes, Hypocreales, Ophiocordycipitaceae. The transcript is spliced from 7 exons. Bases 1 to 1548 code for a protein of 515 amino acids.
AUGCCAGACCUCACCUUGCAAGAGAUUGAGGAGAAGGUGAUGGCGGCGAAGCCCUGGAAAGCGCCUGGUGAGGAUGGCCUUCCUGCGAUCGUCUCAUCGCUCCGAGAGGGCGUCGUGCCUCAUCAAUGGCGAACGGCCAAGAUCAUCCCUCUGAGGAAACCAGAUAAAGGAGACUACACCCUGGCCAAGGCGUGGCGACCGAUUUCUCUCCUGUCGACGCUUGGCAAGAUUCUGGAGGCAGUCGUCGCGGAACGUAUCAGCUAUGCAGUCGAGGCUCAAGGGCUUUUGCCCGCGAACCACUUUGGUGCACGGAAGCGCAGGUCCGCAGAUCAAGCACUCGUGCUUCUGCAGGAGCGAAUCUACAAGGCCUGGAGAACGGGCAGAGUGCUCAGCCUCAUCAGCUUUGACGUCAAAGGCGCAUACAACGGAGUGUGCAAAGAGCGAAUGCUCGAAAGGAUGAAAGCCCGAGGCAUCCCGAGUCGACUGGUCAAUUGGAUAGACGCAUUCUGCUCGGGACGGACCGCGUCGGUGGUUGUCAACGGGCACACAUCCGAGCAACAAACCCUGCCGCAGGCCGGCCUACCCCAGGGAUCUCCUCUGUCGCCAGUGGCUUUUCUUUUCUUCAACGCAGACCUGGUGCAAAGACGGAUCAAGUCAAACAGAGAUGGUAUCCAGUCGAUUAUCGAUGAUGCGCUUGAUUGGGAGAAGCGCAGCGGCGCCACAUUUGAAGCAGAGAAGACAUCCUUCAUCCACUUCACACGCAUCGCGGAGCGUGACAGCGACCUGCCUCUCAUCAUCAAAACGAUGUCAAGCCGAAGAGAACACAUCGCCAGAGCGGCCGCCAAGGGGCUGGCCGCGGCCAUGUGUUUGAAACGACUGAAGAUGGCUUCGCCACGGGUGGCGAGGCAACUGUUCGUCGCGACCGUGGCGCCAGCCAUGGACUAUGCCUCAAACCGAAUCGGAGCCCAGGCUGUCACGGGAGGCUUCCGCACGGUGGCAACGGCAGUGGCCGAGGCCGAGGCCGGCGUGCAAUCGUUCCGAGAACGGCAUGCUCAAGCGGCAGCGAAAUUCUGGAUAAGGAUGCGGACGCUCCCGAAGACGCAUCCUCUGACAUCGUUGAGGCUCAAACUGAACAGGAGGUAUGCGUCGCCAAUGCAGAAGCUCGCCUCGGCGAUGGGAAGAAUAGAUACCAAGCGCCUGGAAGUCAUCCACGAGUUCGCACUGGCGCCGUGGGACGAACGAGUGCAGGCAACGGAUGAGACAGACCGAGUGGAGGUGCUGAAGUCGGAUGACCCGGAGGACAUCACUAUUGCGACGUCCAGCUCGCAAAGGAAAGGCAAGGUCGGGUUGGGAGGCGUCGUUCGGGAUGCUUCCCGCGACAGCGUAGACGAAGUGCUGGCCAGCUACUCCGUCACUCUCGGCUCCAGUGAUGAGCAGAAUGCCUACACAGCAGGACUCGAGGCAAUCGCCACGGCUCUGAGUCAUCGGGCGGCCACGGCAACAGUCUGGCUGCAGAGUCAGACUUCGUUGGGUGCCUGCAAAGAAUGA